AUGCUAAACGACCUGAUUGCCGAGUACCCGACGGCACCCAAGGAAAAAUUGGAAAAUGUGUUGUCCUGCGCCUACGCUCUGGCGUCGCCAGAGUCCAGCGAAUUGGGCUUGCACGAUUUCCCUAUAGAAAAAGUGCCCAUUGUCGCCAAACUAAUCUACAACAACCCAUCCGUGUCGCCAAAUAAUGUGCUGAAACGACUCUAUCCAUACGAAAGUUUCAUGAACCCGGACGGUAAAAGAUCCGUUAACGGCAUAUUGUCGUCUUUCUGUCCCGAAAAUGGAGACGAAGCGAUCAAUCGUCAUGUCACGUCCGUUGGAAGACCGGACAACCAGAACGAGGCCGAAGUCCUUCUAGACAAUUCCAAACGUUUUAAGGUCCCUUCCGGAAACGCGACUUCCAUAAACGUCGCUGCAGUAUUUCCGGAAUUCGUAGACACAAAUUAUCAAAACGCUGUACUGUCGGAUCUCGCCCUCAGUCAUUCGGCAGCCGACAUAUGCAUCAUUGGACCAAGAGGCAGUGGAAAGACGGCAAUCGUGAAUAGGUUUGCGACCACAUUUCACUACAACGUGGAAACCGUUUCCCUGUAUCAGGAUUUGACGGCAAGAGAUUUAAUCCAACAAAGAACCACACUACCAAACGGCGACACUGUUUGGAAGUACAGUCCGUUAGUGGUUGCUGCCAUCGAGGGAAAAUUAGCCGUCCUUGAUGGUCUUCAUAGACUACAUUUGUCAACAUUGUCUGUUUUACACAGACUUAUUCAAGAUCGAGAUCUUCAACUUCAUGAUGGCACUAGAUUGUUAAGAUCAGAUAGAUAUGACAAACUGGCAAAAAAGUUAGGAGUAGAUGUUAUGGACAAAUCAAAUAUUAUUCGGGUACAUCCAGCUUUCAGAAUUAUGGCACUUGCAGAACCACCUGGUGGCACCAUUCCACAGUGGAUCACUCCGGAAGUACUAAACAUGUUCAUAUUUCAUGAGCUUAGACCUUUGUCCGCUGUUGAAGAAUUGAAAAUUGUACAACAUCUUUAUCCAAAUAGUGUAAAACCAAUGAAAAGAUUAGUGGCUGUUACGAAAAAACUUCGAGAAUCAUCUGAUAUUUACUUGAAUUCUUUGGCUCCAUCUUUAUCUACACGUCAAUUGUUACGAAUCUCAAAAAGACUUGAUAAAUAUCCUGAUUCAGACUUUUACAGUAUUGUAAACAAAGCUUGUUUAUCUCAAUUUUUACCACAACUAACAAAACAAAUGCUCGAAAAAACAUUGUACAGUUGCAGUAUUCAACCAAUAUCUGAAAAUGUAGAGGACUCUUCAAUAAACUGUAAAUAUGACGAUGACUACUUAACUAUUGGUAAUACAACUAUUGCUCGAUAUAAAACUAGCGCAUCUAGUAAAGUUCCAAAUAUUUUAUUCUACGAUUUACCUCAACAUCUGAAACAACUAGAACUAAUGCUACAAGACUUUGUUUUGGGAGAACAUCUUUUGUUAGUUGGAAACCAAGGCGUUGGUAAAAACAAACUGGUUGACCGAUUUUUACAACUAGUAAAUAGGCCUAGAGAAUACAUUCAACUCCAUAGGGAUACGACAGUACAAUCACUGACUAGUCAACAAACAGUAAUUGAUGGUGUUUUGCAAAUUGAAGAUUCGCCAUUAGUCAAAGCUGUUAAGAAUGGUUACGUUUUAGUUAUAGACGAAGCAGACAAAGCUCCAGCUCAUGUGACGUGUGUAUUGAAAAAUCUCGUAGAAACUGGCAACAUGAGACUUGCUGAUGGUAGACAAAUUAUUAGUAAUGCUAAUAUUGUAAAUGAUGACAGUAUGAUUGUACUUCAUCCAGACUUUCGAAUGAUAGUCUUAGCAAAUCGCCCAGGAUUUCCAUUUUUGGGAAAUAACCUAUUCAGCACACUUGGUGAUGUAUUCAGUUGUCACAUUGUUGAUAAUCCUAGCCGUGAAUCUGAAACACAGUUGUUGAAAAGUUAUGGUCCCGAUGUUUCUGUAGAAGUUAUUGAUCAAGUAAUUGCUGCUUUUGGAGAUCUGAGACAGCUGUUCGAUCAAAACUUAGUCUCGUACCCAUAUUCAACUAGAGAAGCAGUUAAUAUAAUUAAACAUUUACAAAUUUAUCCUCAAGAUACAUUAUUAGAUGCCAUCAGAAAUGUAUUUGAUUUUGACUGCUAUUCCAAAGAAGCGCAAGAAGUAAUCACAAAUGUUCUCAACAAACAUAAAUUACCAAUAAAACUAUCACCUUGGGCAGGUCCAACUCAAAAAAAAAAUCUACAAAUCACUGUGGAAAAAGAAAGUGGUCUUGAUGUUUCUAGCCCAAAACACGGUAAAGUGGAUGAAAAAAACGAACCUCAUGUAGGUGGAAAUACUUGGGCUGGUGGUACUGGCGGCAGGGAUACAGCUGGACUAGGUGGAAAGGGUGGUCCUUAUAGGCUAGAUGCUAAACAUAAAGUUUUUCAAGUGUCUGACGCAGAGAAAGACGCAGUACCAGAACAUGUCAAAGAAGCAGCAAGACAAAUGGGUCAAAAGGCAUACAAGGAACGUCUCAAAGAAAUAGAAAUGACUGAGUAUGAUGACAAAGUAUACAAUGAAUACUCUUUACCAGUAAAAAACCAAGUACAAGCAUUGAGAGUGAUAUUGAAUUCAUUACAAGCCAAAUCCCAAGAAAGACAAUGGGUUAGGCAUCAAACAUCUGGUGAACUGGAUGAUAGUAAAUUAAUAGAAGGUGUUAUUGGCGAACGUUCUAUUUAUCGGAAACGGGGAAAUGUUGACCCACAGAUUGGAGCUCCUCAGUUAAAACCAAAACGUUUACGGUUUAUUGUAGAUGUUUCUGGUAGUAUGUAUAGAUUCAACAACUAUGAUGGACGUUUAGACCGUGAACUUGAAGCUGUCAUAAUGGUGAUGGAAGCUCUUAGUGGUUUUGAAGACAAAAUUAGUUAUGAUAUUGUAGGACAUUCAGGCGAGACAGAAUGCCUUAAGUUUGUAGAUAAAUCAAAUCCGCCCACUGAUAACAAGCGACGACUAGAUGUUAUUAAAAAGAUGCAUGCUCAUACUCAAUUCUGUAUGGCUGGAGAUAAUACUCUUCAAUCUGUUAUAUAUGCACAAAAAACCUUAGAAGCUGAGCGCACUGAUUUUGAUGAAGCUAUAAUUAUACUAUUAUCAGAUGCUAACUUAUCUCGCUAUAAUAUAAGACCUGAUAGAUUGGCUGCAGCACUAAAUUUGAGUGAAGACGUUCAAUCUUUUGCAAUUUUCAUUGGAUCACUUGGUGAUCAAGCAGACAUGUUAACUAAAAGCUUACCAGCUGGGAAAAGUUUUGUAUGCAUGGACCUCAAAAACAUCCCACAAAUCAUUCAACAAAUUUUCAUGUCUUCUAUUAUGAGUGUUUUUUAA
This is a messenger RNA of Macrosiphum euphorbiae (potato aphid), 3378 nucleotides long. NCBI's taxonomy places the organism in Eukaryota, Metazoa, Arthropoda, Insecta, Hemiptera, Aphididae. The record is from the annotation of a GenBank genome assembly.